This is a messenger RNA of Hydatigera taeniaeformis, 864 nucleotides long. The record is from the annotation of a GenBank genome assembly. NCBI's taxonomy places the organism in Eukaryota, Metazoa, Platyhelminthes, Cestoda, Cyclophyllidea, Taeniidae.
UCACAAAUUCAUCCCUGGCAGUACAACCAGGCCUGUCAAUGUAUCAUCAUUACGAAAGCAGAGUUGACUGAGGCCAAGAAGGAAGCGGAAGCAGAGGAGAAGCGAGAGCGAGUUGAACAGACUAUUCGACGAUAUGAGGAGUCCUUCGACCGAAUGCUCGUCCUCGCUAAAACUUCCACUACUGAUAAACUAGUGGACAGCUUCCUCUUUAACGAAGAUAGGAACUUUGCGUUAUUUAAUUACGUCAGCGAAAUUAAUGGCGAAAUCGAAAAGCUUCUUAAUGAGAACGAGGAGCUCAAGAAGCAAAUUGACGACUACAAGAAUUCCAUGAACAACUCAAUUGCAGAGAAACGUCAAGAAUUAGAAACUCUUGAGUUAACUAGUAACAGAAUUGAGGAGGCAACAGAGAAGAUUCGUGCAAAGUUGGAAAAAACGAGACAGAUUCUGCAAGAAACUGCAGUAAUGACAGGCGACUUGGCGAAAAAACUCAACUGUGAUACGAGCGUCCUCGAAAGACGACUGGCGGCCUCCAAGGAUCCGACCCUUGAAACGGUUCUUGACUACUUGGCAUUGAUUGAGGAGCGCAUUGAUAAUCUGCUCCUAGUUCGGCAGUACAUUGCUAGCAUCGAUCCUGACGCACCUUACAUUGCAAAGCCAAUCUUGAUGGGUGGUAAUUUGCUCCCAUUAAGUUCUUCAUUUCCCACCAUCAUUCCACCCAGCCUACAAGCAGACUUUGAUGAGCCCACCGGUGAGGGCGAACUGAAAGUUCCACUGUCAAGGGAAGAACUGCACAAACGGGUUAUUUCACAAAUAAAGGCAAAACACACGGAAACGACCGGAAGGGAAAAUGAACCCGACGUGUAG